AUGCAGCUUCAAACCACGUGUAAAUGCUCCAUGAAGUCAGUUCUUCACAUGAGCAUCGCGAGCAUGGUUCUUGGGCUCGCCUUGCUCAUUGCUGGAGUAGUCCCAGCUGCCUACAAUCCACCUUGCGACUGCCCAAUCCCGUCUUCAUCGCCGGCAUCAAGCUCGGGAUCCUACAGCUCCUCAGAGUACGACACUGGAUACAACAGGGGAUAUAACAGGGGAUAUAACCGGGGAUACAACGGGGGGUACGACAGCACCUUCAGGUCAAGCUAUAACAAUGCCUACAACUACGGGUACAACAAUGGAUACAACAGAGGCUUCUACAACUACGGAUAUACCUCAGCCUACAGCAGUGUCUCCAACGGAUACUCCUCUGCCUCUUACUACAGCAGUCUGUAUACUUCUGUUUAUUACUCGGGAUUCAACUCGGGAUACAGCUGGAGUGACUUGUCGGGUCAGAGCUACACUUACACCUCAGGAUACAACUCGGGAUACAACUCGGGAUACAACAAGGGGUAUGACCAGGGAGACUCGUUGACUACCUACACGCUAGGGUAUAACUCGGGAUAUGAUGCAGGUUUCAACUCGGGAUACAACACCGGGAAUAAUGCUUAUAUAUACUCGCGGUCUUACACCAAUGGAUACAACUUGGGCUACUACGAUAGCGCGAAAGCUUCCAUCGCGUACAGCUCGGACUACAACAGAGAUUUGAUGAUCGGGUACAACUCGGGGUACAACUCGGGGUACAACUCGGGGUACUACGGCGGCUCCUACUCAUCAUCUACUUCUAGCUCAAGCUCAUACAGCAGCAGCAGCUCGUAUUCGUACUACGAAUAUCCAUAUGAUUGUAAACAAGACAAAAGCGAUGCAGAGGCUGUGCUGGUGUUUCUGGGGGUCUGGGGAAUCGUUCCUGGUAUCUUCGUGUCUGUCUUCGGAGCCGUCGGCAUCGCGACCAGCAAGUACCGAACCAAGCUAUGGGGAGGCUUUCACCUUGCGUACCUGAUUAUCAGCAUCCUCGUGUUGUUGUCAGGAAUAGUACUUUCUAUCUUGUUGGGGAUUGAAGCGCCCUGGAUUUGUGAGGAGUAUGAUAGGUAUGCGGGCACCAAGUUCUGUCCGACGUUGACUGGCAGCGCCUGGGCAAUCUUUGUGUUCAGUUUCCUGCUCUUCAUCGUUCAGCUGACGUGCUCUAUCAUCGUGUGCAUGCUCUGCUGUCAGCCUGACGAAUGGAUGGAUAACAAUCUAAAUCAACCUGCCCACCCGGUGUCGGGUAUCCCGGUGAUGCCCGUGGCAAGACCAAUCGAAGUCGUUCCCCAACAAGCGCCAGCACCUCUCGAUUUGCUGUUGGGAGGUAAUGCAGGCAGCCAAGUGCAAGGGAGAAGUGAGAGAAAUGAGUUUGCGGUUGACUCAGAAGGUGCGCGAGUUGCAUGGGACCAGUGA
Messenger RNA from Guillardia theta CCMP2712, 1437 nucleotides. RefSeq lists its product as hypothetical. The record is from RefSeq and is a predicted model, not a curated record. The coding region runs from base 1 to 1437 and encodes 478 amino acids. NCBI's taxonomy places the organism in Eukaryota, Cryptophyceae, Pyrenomonadales, Geminigeraceae. The transcript has a single exon.